UCCACGCUCCUCCAUGCCUCUCAGUCAUGGGCUCUCUCUCUCUUCUCCUGCGAGGUUAAGGUUCUAAACCUCGCGGAGAGUAGAAGCCCAUAAGCAUGGAGCUCCACUCGCGUGUCGCCGGCAAGAAGCUAUGGAACUACCUGCGAGUGGCCUUCUUCAUGGCGAGGAAAGGCUUCGCGUCGAAGCGGAAGCUGUUGAUGGACACGAAUCUGCUGAUGAUGAAGCGAGGGAAGCUCCUAGGUAAAUCCCUCCGCGGUCUCAUGUCGCACCACCAGCACUCGCGGCCCGAAACCCCGGCCUUUGGCCGUUGCGAGUACGAGUUCUCGUGCAGCAACAGCCCCAACCCUGUGUUUUUCCACGCCAAGCGCCGCCACAACUACUUCCCAUGCCUGCACCCGGUCGUCGAGGAGCCCCCCGACGACGACACCCUGCGCCGGCCGGCCGUGGUGCGGCUGCCGAAACUCGAGUACUCGCCCCAUUGCUCCUCCGUCGACCUGCUCGCCUCGGGGGUGAGUCGUACGCCGUUGUUGUCUCCCUUCUCCGUUCGCGUCUCCAACUAUUCGUCCGGCGGCGAGGACGACGACGACGGCGGAUUGGGCCAAGAGGUGGACGACGAGGCCGAGGAAUUCAUCAGAAGAUUCUACGAGCAUCUGCGGGCGCAGAGUCGUAUUGCGUUGCUUCAAUACCAGGAAAAGCAAUAUCAAGAGAUGCUUGUAAGAGAGUUAUGAUAUCAUGGAGAUUGCGAAGUAUUCAUAUUAGCAGUCGCUGUGUGGUUUAUAUGUAUGACUUCCUGUGUUUUAGUUCGGGAAGUGGGCUUUAAUAAUACUGGUGAUGGAAUCUGCUGUACUUUAACACUGUGAAACGAUAAUUUGAAUGAACUCUUACGUAUA
Messenger RNA from Musa acuminata subsp. malaccensis (wild Malaysian banana), 890 nucleotides. RefSeq lists its product as uncharacterized. The record is from RefSeq and is a predicted model, not a curated record. NCBI's taxonomy places the organism in Eukaryota, Viridiplantae, Streptophyta, Magnoliopsida, Zingiberales, Musaceae.